Messenger RNA from Priapulus caudatus, 7183 nucleotides. RefSeq names its product DNA polymerase theta-like. The record is from RefSeq and is a predicted model, not a curated record. Gene Ontology annotation, biological process: double-strand break repair via alternative nonhomologous end joining; DNA-templated DNA replication. NCBI's taxonomy places the organism in Eukaryota, Metazoa, Priapulida, Priapulimorpha, Priapulimorphida, Priapulidae. Gene Ontology annotation, molecular function: DNA-directed DNA polymerase activity; DNA binding. The transcript has 24 exons. The coding region runs from base 23 to 5089 and encodes 1688 amino acids.
CGUUGUAGUGGAUGAGCUUCACAUGAUCGGGGAUUCUAACCGUGGUUACCUGCUAGAACUGCUACUGACGAAAAUUCGCUACCACGACUUGAAGAAUGAGGCUAACAGGUGCAACGGCGUGCAGAUAGUGGGCAUGAGCGCUACCUUACCCAACCUUGACCUUCUCGCACGCUGGCUCCAGGCUAGACUCUACACGACAGACUACAGACCCGUGCCGCUGGCCGAACACGUAAAGAUCGGCAACGCGAUAUACGACUCCAAGCUCAACAAGCUAAGGUCAUUCGCUACCAGAGCCGUCAAAGGCGACUCGGACGGAGUCGUGCAGCUGUGUGUGGAGACGGUGACCGCCGGUCACUCCGUACUUGUGUUCUGUCCGACGAAGAAGUGGUGCGAGGUGCUGGCAGAUACAGCAGCGAGAGAGUUCUACAACAUGCUCCGCGAACGAACCACGGCGACGGACGUCACGGGCGCGGCUACGGCGGCGCCCCCUCUGCAGCUAGACGGGCGGGCAUUGCGUGACGUGUUGGAGCAGCUUAGAAGGACGCCGGUUGGUGUCGAUGCAAUCCUCAGCCGGACCUUGCAGUACGGAGUAGCAUUUCAUCAUGCUGGCCUCACAAUGGAUGAGAGGGAUAUCAUAGAGGGAGCGUUUCGACACGGGCAAGUAAAAGUACUGAUAGCCACGUCCACGCUGUGUUCAGGGGUGAAUCUUCCGGCGCGCCGCGUGAUUAUUCGCUCGCCGCUGUUCAACGGCAAGCUGAUAGACAUGCUGGCUUACAAGCAGAUGGUCGGGCGAGCCGGCAGGAAGGGUGUCGACACAGAAGGAGAGAGCAUACUGGUGUGUAAGGAGAGCGAGCGAGCGAAGGCUCAGGUACUCCUCAGGUCACAACUGAACCCCGUGCGCAGCUGCCUCGUCCGCAGACACGCCGGCGACUCACUCAGUGGCAGCAUGAAGCGAGCCAUACUCGAGGUCAUAGUGAGUGGUGUAGCUAGCAGUCCAGGAGAAGUGGAGAGGUAUGCUGCAUGCACAUUGCUCGCUAUUUCUCUGGGAGACGAGGCAUCGCAGACAGAUGGCGCCAUCGCGAGCUGCGUGGAAUUCCUGACGGAGAGCGAGUUUAUACGACUGCAGGAUGUGGACGGAGAGACUCGUUACAUUCCGACGCAGUUUGGCUGUGCUGUGUUGGCGUCGGCGCUGUCGCCGGACGAGGCGAUCAGCGUGUUUGCGCAGCUGCAGCGAGCAAGACGAUGCUUCGUCCUCUCCAGCGAACUUCACACCGUGUACCAGGUAGUGGCGCCAUCUGGAGGCAUGGUGACGGCGUUCUGUAACCGGCUCGGCUGGCACAACAUGGAGAUGCUCCUCGACAAGUUCCAGAGCCGGCUGACGUUCGGUGUGCAGCGAGAGCUCUGCGAGCUCGUGCGACUGCAGAUGCUCAACGGACAGCGAGCGCGCAUGCUCUACGACGGAGGAUUCCGCACGGUGGCCUCCUUAGCCGCCGCCACGCCCGCCGCCGUCGAAAACAUGCUGCGAAACUCAGCGCCGUUCGAGAGCGAUAAGAAGGUCGAGGGCGAGACGGAGUUUGACGUUGCCGAUAGGAAGCAGAGUCGCUGCAUCUGGGUGACUGGUCAGAAGGGUCUCACGGAGCAUGAGGCGGCGCUGGCCAUCAUCGCCGAGGCCCAGCAGCUGCUCAGCGAGGACGUCGGACUGCUGGGCGUCUGCUGGAAGCCUCCCUCACACGCCGGCGACGACAUGAGGGGCAGAUUCACUGGUAGGAAUAAGAAACAAGCUAGUCUGGGCAGGUUCGCCGGGAGGAGUGAUAAACAAGCCAACCUGAUGGCCAUACACAAGCGUUUCUAUGGUGCGCUCGUGCUACAUGACCUCAUCAAUGAGAUUCCGUUCGGCGAGGUCUGUAAGAAGUACAAGACGACGCGCGGGGUGCUGCAGUCUCUCCAGCAGUCCGCAGCCACGUUUGCUGGGACGGGGAGAGAUCUAGACAUGCCCCUGAACUCUGGCGAGGAUGUGAGAGAGAUGGGGAAGAAUCCAGACACCCCACUGAGCUGUGAUGGAGAUGUUAGAGGGACGGGGAGAGAUCUAGACGUGGCUCUCAACUUUGGCAUGGAUGCGAGGGGUGCGGAGGGAGCAUCUAGCGAGCUACUGUUCUGCGAUUCGCCGGAACGAUGCCUCGCCGACCGCAUCACGACGACUCGCGACGCCGCGACGCCGGAGGCAGAGGAAGAUGCCAGCUUCAGCGAAGCUCUCUUCAACGAUUCGCCCUCUCCGCCGCGGUCGCCGCCAUCCGACGAUACGGCGCGGCACCACGACGCGACGCUGGUGAUUGCCGACACUCAGUUGCUCGACCUCGCGUUUAGCGACGACAGCUCCUCCGCAGCGACCGUCGCCGGAGGCGACGACCCAACUCGCGUGGAGACGCUGUCGCGCUCGACCCUCGAGCAGCUGCUGCAGGGAAGCUUCUACACGCCGGCGGCGGCCGGGAAGCUGUCGGCGAGCGACGGGGAGAGCAGCGCGACGGCGGCGGCGGCAGCAUCCCCGGACAGGUCGUUGGACCUGAGCUCCGGCAUAGCCGCGAUCAUGGACAUCUUCGGCGCGGCGGGUUGCGGCGAAGCGGCGUCUGCGCCGCGACGGAAUUGCGGCGAAGACGGCGGCGGCUCGGAUGGAGAUUCUCUGGUGAGGAAGCUCACGUCUCCCGAUGCCACGUCAUCCUCCUCGGACACCGACGACAGUGACGUCGUCCAGCCCACGCCUCCGCCGCCGCGUGCCAGCGGCAGCAGCGUGCUCAGUCCAAUCAGGGGCAUCGGUGAGGCGAGAACUCCGUCCAAUCGCGAGCUGUCGUCGUUGGCGGCGGGGUCGGGGGGCGGAUUGUCGAGUGAGAUGCGGGCGGGGCGGCGAGGCUUGGGGCAGACAGUGGAGAGGCUCACGCGCAGUGCCGCCCGGAAGCUGAGGGUGGAAGCCGUGGCGACCGCAUCUGACGCCGGCAUGCGCGUAGCAUCCCUGGAUGCUGCAGCCGUGGCGACCGCAUCCAACGCCGGCGCGCGCGUAGCAUCCCUGGAUGCUGCAGCCGUGUUGUCACGGGCACGAGCCAGCAAUGCCGGGUCUGUCGACGGAUUAGACACUCCGGUUGUCGACGAUCCAAACGUGGCUUUAUGGCUGUUGGACCCAGAUUCCAAAGUGAAGAAUCUCCAUGAACUCAUCACAGACUAUCUUCCCAUGGCUCCAAAAUCCACAUCUGCCGUGGCGGAAAAGUGUCGAGGGAUGGGUGGCCUGGGCAUGCAGGUGGAAACACGGGUGAGCGGGCGGGCGCGCGCCGCGUGUGAAGCUCUCACGUGCCUCUCUCUGAUGCAACAGCUCCGUGCGAGACUGCAGCAGCACGACUUGAUGAAUGUGUUCACCAGCAUCGAGAUGCCCUGCAUGAAGAUGCUCUCUCAGAUGGAAUUGAAUGGCAUGGGACUGUGCGUGGACACGUGCGAAUCAGUGAAGAGCGUCUUGCUAGCGCAGCAGGCGGCAUUAGAGGAGCAGGCACACAAGCUAGCCGGACACCGAUUCUCUCUCAACUCACUCGAUAGCAUAGCAGAGAUCUGUUAUGGAAUAAUCUAUGGAAUAGGCCCAAAGACACUGGGAGACCAGCUUAAUGUGGAUGAGAAAUGUGCUGCAACCCUAAUAAAUACAUUCAAAAGCAAGUAUGAAGGAUUGAGAGCUUACCUGCAGGCAACCGUAGACAGGUGCAGACGUGAUGGCUACGUGAGCACCAUGCUAGGGAGGAAACGCUACUUACCCAACAUUAAGAGCAAUAAUCCUAUCGUGCAUAAUCAAGCAGAGAGGCAAGCUGUCAACACCACAGUGCAGGGAACAGCAGCCGAUCUCGUGAAGCUGGCGAUGGCGGCGGUCGACCGGCGCCUCACCGAGGAGUUUCCAUCGUCGACGCCGCACCGUAUGUCGCGCGAGCCGUCGUCUCCCCCGCGGCGACGGUGGCGCCCUCCUCUUCCGCGCGGCGCGUACCUGUUGCUGCAGCUUCACGACGAGCUGAUAUACGAGGUUAACGAGGACGACCUCGUCCAGGUGUGUCAGAUAGUGAAGCAGUGCAUGGAGGGCACCACGACCCUCUCCGUCUGUUUGCCUGUCAACGUCAAGAACUUUGAGAUAACCGUAGACAGCAUGAUUGGUCAGAACAGCCCGGCGUCGACAGACAAGAGGCGUGGGACCGGAAAUGUUGCACUGCCCCGCGGAAAUAGCCGUAGAAACGACAAGCGAGAGACACAUGCCGUCAGCAUACGUGAUUCCUUCAUUCCCUUCAAAGGAGGCAUCCUUAUCUCAGCCGACUACUCACAGUUAGAGCUGCGAGUGAUAGCCCACUUGUCCAGCGACAACAAGCUGACUCACAUACUCAACAAUGGAGGCGACGUAUUCAAGCUGAUAGCGAGUGAGUGGAAGAUGAUCUCCGUAGACAGCGUCACCAGCGCCGACAGGCAGCAGGCCAAGCAGAUCUGUUAUGGAAUAAUCUAUGGAAUAGGUCCAAAGACACUGGGAGACCAGCUUAAUGUGGAUGAGAAAUGUGCUGCAACCCUAAUAAAUACAUUCAAAAGCAAGUAUGAAGGAUUGAGAGCUUACCUGCAGGCAACCGUAGACAGGUGCAGACGUGAUGGCUACGUGAGCACCAUGCUAGGGAGGAAACGCUACUUACCCAACAUUAAGAGCAAUAAUCCUAUCGUGCAUAAUCAAGCAGAGAGGCAAGCUGUCAACACCACAGUGCAGGGAACAGCAGCCGAUCUCGUGAAGCUGGCGAUGGCGGCGGUCGACCGGCGCCUCACCGAGGAGUUUCCAUCGUCGACGCCGCACCGUAUGUCACGCGAGCCGUCGUCUCCCCCGCGGCGACGGUGGCGCCCUCCUCUUCCGCGCGGCGCGUACCUGUUGCUGCAGCUUCACGACGAGCUGAUAUACGAGGUUAACGAGGAAGAUCUCGUCCAGGUGUGUCAGAUAGUGAAGCAGUGCAUGGAGGGCACCACGACCCUCUCCGUCUGUUUGCCUGUCAACGUCAAGGUGGGCCACACGUGGGGCAGCAUGCAGUCAUUCUCACUGUGAGAUAUUCUUGGCUGUGUAUCAGCUAGAUUUACUUCAGUGUAGCCUUUCACUCGCUACGCACAAAGUUUAUAUGGUAGGAUAUCCUUGGCCAUGCAUCAGUUAGCGCUACCUACGUGUAGCCCUUUACUCGCUACACACAAAGUUUAUACCGUGAGAUAUCCUCGGCUUUGUAUCAGCUAGCGCUACCUACAUGUAGUCCUUCACUCGCUAUGCACAAAGUUUAUACCAUGAGAUAUCCUCGGCUUUGUAUCAGCUAGCGCUACCUACAUGUAGCCCUUCACUCGCUACGCACAAAGUUUAUACCAGGAGAUAUCCUCAGAUUUGUAUCAGCUAGUGCUACCUACAUGUAGUCCUUCACUCACUACACACAAAGUUGAUAUGGUAGGAUAUCUUCAGCUGUGCAUCGUUAUGCAAAAAGUUUAUACCGUGAGAUGUCCUUGGCUUUGUAUCAGCUAGCUCCAUCUACAUGUAGCCCUUUACUUGUUACACAAAGCUAAUUCUGCUAUUUGUUGUCAGCCAAGGUCAAUAUGUCGUUGACAGUGUGUGUGUCGUGAUACAGAGCAGGGCCAGUCUUACUAUUGUAUUGUAUUCGCUAAUGUAUCGGCUCGCUUUACCCGUGUAGCUCGUUGCUCCAUAACAGGGCUUGGGUGGAACAAAAGGCUACACUCGUAGAGAAAUGUAUUAUGUGCCAUUGCCAGUACAUUUAUUCCGUGAUAUAAGGUAAAGCCUUUUCUGCAAUGAAAUGUUUCAUCAAUGUAUUAAUGUGCCAUUGGCAGUAAGUAUGCCAUGCAUGAUAUAAGGCAAACCUGUUUAUACAAUGAAAUAUUCCCAACAAUGUAUUAAUGUGCCAUUGGUAGUAAGUAUGCCAUGCAUGAUACAAGGCAAACCUGUUUAUACAAUGAAAUAUUCCCAACAAUGUAUUAAUGUGCCAUUGGUAGUAAGUAUGCCAUGAUAUAAGACAAAGCUGUUUAUACAAUGAAAUAUUCCCAACAAUGUAUUAAUGUGCCAUUGGUAGUAAGUAUGCCAUGAUAUAAGACAAAGCUGUUUAUACAAUGAAAUAUUCUUAACAAUAUUAUUAGCAUACCAAUAGCAGCACCUAUACCGAGAUAUAAUUUUACGAGCUGUUUAUGCGAUGAAAUAUUGCCAACAACAUAUCAGUGUGCCAUUGGCAGCACCAAUACCGGAAUAUAAUUUUAUGAGCUGUUUAUACAGUAUCAGCGUGCCAUUGGCAAUAUAGGUAUCCCAUGAUAUGAGGCAAAGCUGCUUACACAAUGAAAUUUUGUCAGUAAUGUAUCAGAAUGUCAUUGGGAGUGCAUUUCAUGAUACAGCAUAAUUUUGAGUAGUUCACUGGCGUUUUCAUUGUUGGCAAUUUAUAGUGACUAAAGUCAGUAACAUGGCAUUUCUUGUGAUUGUAAUUAAGAAGUGAUAUAUUGUCAAAUGUACAUUAAUUGGAUUAUAAUGCAGGAACUUCCAAUGAAAUUGUUUAUCUGUUCUUUGCAUGGCUUAGUGUAGCAGUAGAAAAAAUGAAUUCCUAAAUAACAAGAAUCCUAUUAAAUUCAAAUAGUUUUUAUGUGGUACUAUUUUGGCCACAAAGCUUGUUAACGUAAUAUCCCUGCCAGGAAUGCAACUUUUUGUAUUUUAUAUGCAUGCGGCUGUGCAAUGUAAUACCAAAGGAUGAAAAUUGUAAGAGUUAAAUUGGUUUAUUAGACUUUUAUUGCAUGUAAAAUUUAUAAACGAAAUAUUGCUCAUCUGGUACGGUAAUGUAAUGUCUGGAAUGUAAUGUCUGUAAUGUAAUGUAAUGGAAUAGCAUAUUAACUGUAUUCAUAUUGAUUGGUAUAGUAAAUACAUAAAUGUGUAAAAUAUACAUAAUGAUGUAAUAGUGACCUUUACUAACUGUAACUGUAUGUAAAUAAAGUGAACUAUAGCUAUUUAAAAAAUUCUUCCAGUAAAAAUUACAAUUUAUUAUAUACCAAUUGUUACGAGACGCCUCUUUGCUGACUGAAUUUUUGAUAACGUACAAAGCACAACAACUAAUUAUUGCCAAUAUACUGUCUACAAAGCAACCAAAUUAAAUCAAAGUAUGGUGUAAAUGUG